AUGUCAUCUUUUAAUAUUUCGCGAUUCACAUCUUUGGGUUCGCGUCCAAAACAUACAUUUAAAAAAGUUACUAGCGGUAAGGUAAAUUUUCUAGAUGCGAAUGAUGAAGUAAAUGAAGAAAAUAACGCGAGAGUAGUCGAGGAUAAGGUGACAAAAGAUUCGUUCAAUGACAUAGCCAACACGAUUCCGAGUUCAGAAGAGAAACAAGAAGGUUCGACUUUUAUUUUAGGGCAAAUUAUUUCUCAAAAUGAAUUGGCACUAGCACAAUCAAAUACCAAAUAUGAUAUUUUCGAUGAGUUUUUAGAGCUUGGUAUAAGUAAAUCCACCAAUAAGACAAAGAAUGAAAUAAAAAUCAAGAAAAUGCGUGAUGUCGGCGUAGACGUAAAUGAUACGACUACCAAAAAUAACAAACGGGGAAUUGAGAAUGACGACGUUGUACGAAAAGAAACCAUCACCAGACGUGCUUUAAAGGACAAAUCAAACAAAAAAAAUGAUGGCACGAAUAAAAAAAACGAAAUCGUUGUUAGAUCUGCACUUGUAUCUGAGAAAAAUCGAGAUAAAGAUGUGUUGCGUGUCGGCUUCAAGAUUCACGAGGAUAAUAGUGAGAUAGAACCUGGAGAGGUAAAGAAUAAAAAUGUGUUGCGUGUCGGCUUCAAGAUUCACGAGGAUAAUAGUGAGAUAGAACCUGGAGAGUUGCAAGAACAAGAUUAUUUAAAUGACACAUAUAUUUCGGAAGACUGGCGUGAUAUGAAGCCAAUCAUGACAUCAACCCCUGUAAAAACUGCGGAAGAUUCGCAAUAUCACACAAACAAUGUAUCUUCAGCAUCACUCGAAGAAGUCGGUAACAUCUUACCAUCGGAUGAUGAUGAUUUAUCACCAGAUCCGCUUACGCUUCCAAUGCGGCCGGAAGACCGGAGGCUGCCACCGCCACCAAAAGGAGGAUACCAGAUUAUAAAAAGGAUCCUAGAUAAACCGUUGACGCCAACUUCAGAGGUUGAUGAAUUGUCUGGUGCCCUUACAAUAACUUGUAAAGGCGUAUCAUCACUAACCCAGGACGCAAGUCGUCUUCUUCACCAUCUCCCUCAAAAGAAUUCGAGUUGGCUGGCUGUCACCAUACUUAACCCAGAUUUUGAAGAUAAUCCACCAACACCAUAUGAUCUAACACUUGCAUCUCUCUUGUCGGCAGGUCUUCAUAUAGGACAUUCAAAAUCUUUAUGGAAUCCUAAAACAUCUCCAUUCAUUUUCGGUAUUCGUCACGGUAUCAGCAUUAUAAACCUUGAUCAUACUUUGAUUUACUUGCGUCGUGCAUGUAAAGUCACUCGAGAAAUAAGUUAUCGUGGUGGUAUAAUUCUAUUUAUUAACACACGUGGAGGUGGAUUCGCUCUUGCAACAAUCAACGCUGCAAAACGUUGCAAUCAGUUUCAACUUACAACACGUUGGUUACCUGGUACCAUAACUAAUUCACAACAAAUUCUGGGUCAUUUAAUGCCAAAAGAACCUGAUGAAAUGUUACCAAAAGUUUUUAAACCAGAUUUAAUAAUAUUAUUAAAUCCAUUGGAAAAUACCAUUGUAUUGGAAGAAGCAAAACAUGGUAAUGUGCCCACAAUUGGAAUUAUAGAUACAGAUUUUGAUCCUCAGAAAGUUAGUUGGCCUAUACCUGCUAAUGACGAUUCGGUGAGAGGUGUGGAAUUAAUUGCAGGUGUUCUAAGUAUGGCUGCUAGGGAUGGUCUUAUACAUAGACGAAAAAUGAUGGAAAAAAUAGAAUCACAGAGAAUUAAAACUAGAUCUACUAUC
Racocetra persica is the source of this 1794-nucleotide messenger RNA. The record is from the annotation of a GenBank genome assembly. Lineage: Eukaryota; Fungi; Glomeromycota; Glomeromycetes; Diversisporales; Gigasporaceae.